AUGACGGAUCCAUCGACACAUGUGAAUGUCUUGAUUAACAGCAACGUCAAUGAGAAUAAUGGAAAUGACGUAUGUGACGGCGAAGAGAGACUUAUUAAGCCUAGAAAUAAUUUUGCUUCUUACUCCAGUGACGAUGUCAGUAUAAGAUUUCGGAAUGUCAGGAGUAAUAGUCAGGGUAAUAUCUGCAAUAUUGUUGAAAAUCUUUCCCAUCGUCGGUCAGCAAGACUCAAUGCUGAAGAUGUUCCACCAGGAGCUACAAAUUUUCUGUCAGCCAAUUAUGAGAGCCUCGACUAUGAUACCUGUGAAAAUUAUAUUCUCCUGGAUGAGGAAAGGAGAAAGGGAUAUAAAUUCGUGGUUAAGAAAAAUCUAGCCAGAUGGUUCAUAUUUCUACUAAUUGGAAUUUGCACGGCUGUAAUUGCCUGCUUUGUAGAUAUUUCUAUUGAAGAACUAUCCAGUGUGAAAUAUAGUCGUUUAAAGAUAUUUAUGGACGAAUGUGUGUUAAAAAACUGCCUAUGGCUGCCCUUUUUUAUGUGGCUCGCUUUAAAUUUAGUGCCAGUUUUGAUAGGAGCUGUUUUAGUAGCAUAUAUAGAGCCUGUCGCCGCAGGUAGUGGUAUUCCACAAGUAAAAUGCUACCUGAAUGGUAUCAAAGUGCCAAGAGUAGUCAGGAUUAAAACAUUAGCAGUAAAAAUUAUAGGAGUAAUAUGUACAGUAGUUGGAGGACUUGCAGGAGGAAAGGAAGGUCCCAUGAUACAUUCUGGAGCAGUUGUCGCAGCAGGUAUCUCUCAGGGAAAGAGCACAACCUUUCGCAAGGACUUAAGGAUCUUUAAAUACUUUAGGGAAGAUCAUGAGAAACGUGAUUUCGUAUCUGGAGGUGCAGCCUCUGGUGUUUCUGCAGCAUUUGGUGCUCCAAUAGGAGGUGUAUUAUUCAGUAUCGAAGAGGGUACAAGUUUCUUUAACCAAAGCUUAACUUGGAGGACAUUCUUCGCUAGCAUGAUAACAACCUUUACAUUAAAUAUUAUCUUAAGUGCCUAUCAUGGUCACCCAGGGGACCUGUCUUAUCCAGGUUUAUUAAAUUUGGGAAAGUUUGAAACGAUGACCUACAGAGUCUAUGAAAUCCCAUUGUUCAUGAUAGUAGGAAUUAUAGGAGGUCUGCUGGGAUCAAUGUGGAAUUACUUGAAUUACAAAAUCAGCUGCUUCCGUCUAAGAUAUAUAAGAGCUAAGUGGUUGAAGGUGAUAGAAGCUCUGGUAGUAGCUGCAAUGAGUGCUAUUAUGGGGUUCUUGAUGAUUUAUUUUCUUGAUGAUUGCAAACCACUGGGUCAAUCUCCAACAAAAUUUCCAGUACAAAUGUACUGUAAAGAAGGAGAAUACAGUGCAGUGGCAGCUUUGUGGUUUCAAACACCAGAAAGUAGUGUGCGGUCUCUCUUUCAUGAUCCAAAAGGUUCUCAUAAUGACGUAACGUUGGCUGUUUUCGUAAUCCUGUACUUUUUCCUGGCCGCUGCCACAUUCGGUUUGUCCAUGUCCAGUGGACUUUUCAUACCGUCGCUCCUAAUUGGUGCUGCUUGGGGUAGACUUGUUGGAGCAGUAUUUACUAAACUCUGGCCGGCUUGUGAAUUUCUUGAUCCUGGAAAAUAUGCUCUUUUGGGUGCUGCUGCACAACUGGGUGGUGUUGUAAGAAUGACAAUCAGCUUAACAGCUAUUCUCAUUGAAGCGACCCAAGGAAUAUCGUUUGGUCUCCCACUCAUAAUUGUCUUAAUAAUGGCUAAAUGGGUGGGCGAUUUCUUUAACGAAGGAAUUUAUGAUAUUCAUAUUCAAAUGGCUGGAGUACCAUUGUUACCAUGGGAGCCACCACCAUUGUCAAAUAAUAUUUAUGCCAGCGAGAUAAUGAGCCACCCUAUAGUGACUUUGAAAACAGUAGAGAACGUGGGUCAUAUAGUGGAACUAUUAACCUGUGUUACUUUCAAUGGUUUCCCAGUAGUUGAUCCUCCUAGUAGUGACGAGGCUGAGAUAAACUGCUAUGGACGAUUUCGUGGAUUAAUUCUGCGAUCGCAGCUCAUAGUGCUUUUACAAAAUAAAAUUUUUAAUGAGUACAAUGAAUUUUGGGAAACGAUAGAUAUAGAGUUGUUCCGUAAUGAAUAUCCACGAUAUCCAACGAUAAAACAAGUCAAAAUAACAGAGGAAGAGAAAACAUACAUGAUGGACUUAAGACCAUUUAUGAACCCUUCUACAUACACUGUUCAACAUUCCGCAUCAUUGCCACGUGUCUUCAGACUCUUCAGAGCAAUUGGACUUCGUCAUUUGCCAGUAAUAAAUGAUACAAAUGAAGUGGUUGGUAUGAUAACCAGAAAAGAUAUAGCUAAAUACAGAAUAUGGAAACAUCAAGGGAGAAUGGGAUUGGAUGAACUUCUUAUAACCGAUAAACUAUGACAGAAUCUAUUAAGAGAAAUUUUGAUAUAGUAUUCACUAUACUUUGGGUACUUUGCAACUAUUAUUUCGACUAAUGUUUGGUCAUUACAAAGAAUUAAGCUGUUUUCAAUAAGGGUGAUAUAGUUUUUAAUUAAUGAUUAUCAAAAAGAAAAUUUUAACCCACAACAAUUAACUUAAAGAACUCGAAGAGACAAAGUGAAAUAGUCUAACAGAUAUAGACAAAUUUGAGAAUAACAAAUGUUCAAAGCAUACAAAGUUAUAAUAUAUACUAUUUAAUUAUUAACAAAUAACUCCCAACCAAGCCAUGACCAAAGCUUAAAAAAUAAAUACACUGGGACAAUAACCAACGAGAGAAGAAAAUAAUAUUCAGAAGUUGAUAUAUACAUUUUUUUGUAUCCAGAGCUGGUUCUCUCUAUAUAACCGGGUAUUUCUGUGAUCCAGAUGCCAAUGUUAUUUUGUAAAUCCUAAAACAAAAAAUUCAAUACAAACUUCUAUAUUAGAUAAGUAAUACAACAUUGAAUGUAUCCUAAAGUAUACAUUUUUUUUCAUUUAUGCUAAUUGUAUUGUUUACAGACAAUAGGGUUUUAUCUAGCAAUAAACGUGAAAUUCCGUAAUGCCAUUAUCAAAAUGA
Cephus cinctus (wheat stem sawfly) is the source of this 3055-nucleotide messenger RNA. It is a transcript of the gene ClC-b, whose product is annotated as H(+)/Cl(-) exchange transporter 7. NCBI's taxonomy places the organism in Eukaryota, Metazoa, Arthropoda, Insecta, Hymenoptera, Cephidae. Gene Ontology annotation, molecular function: voltage-gated chloride channel activity. Gene Ontology annotation, cellular component: intracellular membrane-bounded organelle; lysosomal membrane. The transcript has 12 exons. The record is from RefSeq and is a predicted model, not a curated record. Gene Ontology annotation, biological process: transmembrane transport; chloride transport. Bases 1 to 2424 code for a protein of 807 amino acids.